UACUUCUAGGGUCAAAUAGGACAGAGAACUGUAAUUGGUUGGUGGAUUCUCUAUUUAGUGAGUUUAAGUGUGCGUGACCUUUUGUCCUGUCACUUUUCAUGCCAGACAGCUGUACAUUUCAAAUGUAAAAACAAUUAUGACUGUAAACAGUGAAUUACUAACUUUUUAUUUAAGUCCUAUAAUAUUUCCAACUAUGUUUUGAGAUAACGUUGGCCAAUCCUUUUCUCCCAUCGAGUGGUUGAAUGUUUUUAUACUACAGUAUACUGUAUACUGUACAUAAUACACAGUGUUUCGCUCUGAGACUGUGUCCUGUAAAUUGUGUAAGUGUAUCUUAAAUUAUGUGCAACCAAUAUGUUCUCUAACAACCUUUCUGUGCUUUAGACUCUAGUCAUGCAUUUUUGUGCCAAUGUGCCAUUAUUGUGAGUAAAAAUUAAAACAUUUUUCAAAUAUGCCAUGUCGAUGCUAUUUGGUUGCAAACCAUGAGAGCCUCAUUUAUCAUUCUGUGUAUUUAUGUUAUUUAUGUUUAUUUUAAUAUUGUAAUAUUACUGUAUUCUUGUGUUUGUAUUAUUUAUAUGUUGUGGUAGAGUAUAAUAAUAUGUUGUUAUGUACUGUUUUAUUUUGUAUGUAAUUGCGUAAUCAUGAUUGGAUCCCAGGAAGAGUAUUUAAUAUGGACCUGGAAUAAAUACAAAUAGAAACGUUAUGUAAUAUAACACGAAAUUCAGAUUGCGCAAUAUUGUAAUUUGUUCAACUCCAAUGUUUCGUUACAGGAAAUUAGUAACCUUCCUACAGUGGUUCCUCCUUUACAAAUUGCGAGUUUACACCGCUGGAUAUAGAGCUAUAAAAAACACACAUUCGUUUUCAGUCUCUAUCAGCAUGGGCAACGUGUACAUUGAACAGCCAAAACAUGACUCCCACCCUAUAUUCAAGAGCAUGCUGAUUUGAGCCCAACCCUGCUGUGAAUCUCUUCCGGGAGGAAAUCACAAGUGUAUCCCAGUCCAACCCCACAGAUUGUGACGUCAGCCUGGCUCAGACUGCGAUGGAGGAUUCUGGCCAACAGGGGGUGACCUUGCCACACACCGAGGGAGAACGAAGCGCCGUUACUCAGAGGAGCAAGUCAGUAGGAGGAGUCAGAGAGAAGCUCCAAUCAGAGCUGAGAGGGAGAUACACGUCAUUGUGUGAUGGAACCCCAGCAGGACAAGAGGUGCGGAGCCACUCCCUCACACACUCCUAUGUGGAACUCCUCAUCACCGAGGGCAACGUCCAAUGGCACAACGACAGGCAUGCUGCCACGCGACCCGUAAGACCACCAUCAGAUAUGCCCACUGCUAAUGAGGAAGUAACGAUCAAGCUUGACGAUAUCUUCAAACCACCACUAUCUCCAGAUCGCCCUCAAGUAAAAACCGUCCUGACGAAGGGACCCGCAGGCUCAGGGAAGACAGCGAGUGUCCAGAAGUUUGUUUUGAACUGGGCCGAGGACAGAGCCAAUCAGGAUGUUGACUUCUUGUUUGUCUUUCCCUUCAGUGAACUCAAUUGGCUGAUAGGACGGAGCUUCAGUCUGAGUGGCCUCAUCAGCCACUUCUACUCGUCCAUGACAUCGGAGAGCGAGAACCCCGGGCUGGAUCUGAGUCGGUCUAAGGUGGUCUUCAUCUUGGACGGUUUGGACCAAUUUAACCUUCCCCUGGACUUUGAAAGCAUAUCAGUAGAGUCUGACAUCAAUAAGGAGAUGCCUUUGCCCAUCCUCCUAGCGAACCUCAUCUGGUGUCAGCUGCUUCUUCCCUCCGCCUACGUCUGGGUGAUCACCAGGCCUGCGGCUGCCAGUUUCAUCCCCAUCGACUUCCUCCCCCAACAACAGUGCUUGACGGAGAUACGGGGCUUCGACGACACCCAGAAGAGGGAGUUCUUUAGAAAGAGGUUUGGCGAUCAGAGUCUAGUGCACAAAGCUAUCGCCCUAGUCAUGAAAGCUAUUGCCCUAGAGUCAUCACGGAACCUCUGCGUCCUGUGCCAAGCACCGUGGUGCUGUGAGAUGUUGGCGGCCAUUUUAGAAAACACUGAGGCGGGAGAGUGUGUCGAGAUAGACACUCUGACGCAACUAUACACUCACUUUUUGCUUGUUCGGAUUGGUUUGAAGAACGAUCGAAAUGGUGAACACUCAGAAUCAAUCAGAGAGGUUGUUCGUAAGCUUGGGAAGCUGGCUUUUCUACAACAGGAAAGAGGAAGCCUCAUAUUCAGUGAGAGCGAUGUGAAGGAAUGCGGAAUCGACGUCUCUAAAAGUUCCACAUUCCACAGGUUGUGUAGGCCGCUCUUCACAGGGUGUGAGAUGUACCUGGAGGAAAUGUACCACUUUGAGUACACAGGUAUUCAAGACUACCUAGCUGCCCUGCACGUGUUUCUCACCUAUACAAAUAAAAGGAGAAACCUACUACUCCAACCUACUACACUCUUUGAUCGAUUGAAAGGGACGUUCAGGAGAGCAACCUUUUAGACCUCCACAGAUGCUCCGUGGACAGGGUUUUACAGAACACGCAUGGAACUUAUGACCUCUUCCUCUGCUUCCUCCUUGGCAUCUCAACAACACCCAACCAGACUAUCUUAGAUCUAGCAUGUCUAAGGAAAGGUUUAAAGGUCACAGGCUCCAAGGGGAUCACAGAGAUCACUGCAGAAUACAUUAAGCAGGCGAUCAAGUCUGAGCCUUACCCUCAGACCACCGUGGCACUUUUCCGCAGUCUGCGGGAGCUAGGGGACGCCUCGCUGGGCAGGGAGGUCCGACGCUACCUGACCUCCGAGUCCCGGUGGGGGUUCCUGCUGGAGCCCGACCAAUGCUGGGAGCUGGCAGACAUGCUUUGGGCAGGCAGGGAGAUGGAGAAGGAAGUGUUUAUGGAGAUGGAACGUUUGAGUUGGAUGCGCCGAAUGAGCAUGUGGGGCUUUUGGAGGAUGCAGACCGUACUGGGGGACAGACACUGGCAGGUCUACUAGAAAGACAUCAUUGCUGUAUGAAUGGUCUACUAGGGAGACAUCACCACAGAUUGUACUGCCACAUCUACUAAAUUGCCACUGCAGAGACUGUUGAGGAAUUUCAAGUUUAGAGAGAUGUAUAGGUACAUUAGGAAGGUAGGUUUGAGAGGUGUUUUUUUGUAGAGAAAAAAAGUGAUGAUUGCAAUCCAUGUUUAUGGAUCUGAGUAGUGGGUAGUAGUGUCCACUGAAAAAUCUUAAAAUCAAUCAAUUAAUCGAUUCUUCAAACAAACAAACUUUAUUUGCUUAGAGCCUUGUACAAUCUGACUUGCCGUUCACAUGGCAGAAGUCAUAGCGCAGUUGAGGUUGGUCAUAGUGCCAAUAGACUCCAGGUAGAAAUGCCAUGUCAGAGCCCCUCUCCAUUUGUUAGGUA
Oncorhynchus masou masou (cherry salmon) is the source of this 3382-nucleotide messenger RNA. Its product is annotated as NLR family CARD domain-containing protein 3-like. Gene Ontology annotation, biological process: intracellular signal transduction. The record is from RefSeq and is a predicted model, not a curated record. Bases 1037 to 2482 code for a protein of 481 amino acids. The transcript is spliced from 3 exons. NCBI's taxonomy places the organism in Eukaryota, Metazoa, Chordata, Actinopteri, Salmoniformes, Salmonidae.